This is a messenger RNA of Metarhizium brunneum ARSEF 3297, 528 nucleotides long. RefSeq names its product Acetyltransferase (gene Actl). NCBI's taxonomy places the organism in Eukaryota, Fungi, Ascomycota, Sordariomycetes, Hypocreales, Clavicipitaceae. The record is from RefSeq and is a predicted model, not a curated record. Gene Ontology annotation, molecular function: acyltransferase activity, transferring groups other than amino-acyl groups.
AUGCUCACCGUGCGCCCGGCGACGCGCGCCGAUGCGCCUCUUCUCCCCGCUGUAGAACGAUCCGCCGGCCAAGCUUUUCGCCAGAUCCAGGAUCUCGCAUGGAUCGCCGACGACUCGGGCCAAUCGGUAGAGCGCCACCUCACCCUCAUUGCGCAGGGCGUCGCCUGGGUGGCGGUUGACGCUGGCCUAACCCCGGAAGAGGUCCCAGUUGGUUUCCUCAACGGCGAAAUCCUCGAUGGCAACCUGCACAUUUGGGAAAUGUCAGUGGACAAAGACCAUCAGGGAAAGGGCAUCGGUCGAGCCCUGAUGGCCCAGGCAAAGAAGUGGGCAGUCGAGCAACAGCUUCCGUUUGUGACACUGACUACAUUUCGCAAUGUCCCGUGGAACGAGAAAUUUUACAAGUCAAUUGGGUUUGUGACACUGGACGACGGCGAAGUGACGACUGCUUUGAGAAAGGUGUUGGAUGACGAGGUCAGAGAUGGGUUGCCGGCGGAGAGGAGGUGUGCGAUGAGAUUGUCGCUGCAAUGA